GUCUGGCAGAUUGCUAUGAUCAUACUGUUUGGUGUGUUCAUCCGUUGUAACAAGGAGUCUGACCAUUGGAUUGAACACAAAAGAAAGAACAACAUUUCCAGUCAUAUAGAGUAUGACUUUUAUUAUAGAUAUGCAAGCUUUUAGGAUGUACAUGUGAUGAUCUUUGUGGGUUUUGGGUAUCUCAUGACCUUUCGGAAGCGCUAUAGUUUUGGUGGAGUUGGCUUCAACAUCCUUAUUGCAGCCUUAGGGAUUCAGUGGGCUUUGCUGAUGCAAGGCUGGUUUCAUCAUCUUGAUCAUAAAGACUGGAAGAUAAAAAUUGGGAUUGAGAAUCUCAUCAAUGCAGACUUCUGUGUGGUGGGCUGUCUUAUUGCAUAUGGCGCUAGUCUGGGAAAGGUCAGUCCAGUGCAGCUGAUGGUUCUUACACUAUUUGGCAUCACGUUGUUUGCAGUUGAGGAGAACAUCAUUCUUGUACUGCUUCAUGUCAAAGAUGCUGGUGGUUCCAUGAUCAUCCACACUUUUGGAGCAUAUUAUGGUUCGACCAUAUCUUGGAACCUGUAUCGACAACAUUUGUCUCAAAUCAAGCAUUUACAAGCAUCUGUAUACCACUCAGAUGUGUUUGCAAUGAUAGUGUUAAAAUACUUUCUUCUACCUCAGCUUAUCCCUAUGUCCAGAGGCAACUAUAAGUUGAUUAAUACUUUCGACCUCAAGGAUGCCGUUGCCAAAAGGACAGUCAGCAUGCAGGGUGAUCACCAGGCAGUCAGUCUGUGUGUAGCAUUAGCGUUUGGCCUUGUAGGUGGAGCUUUGGUUGGGGGGAUUCUAAAGCUGCCAAUCUGGGGAGAUCCAGCAGACGUGAACUGCUUUGAUAAUGAUGUUUACUGGGAGCUUCCUGAGGAUGAGGAUGAAAAUGUCCCUGUGUCUAUACACCAGCACAUGAACCAUGUAACAAACAUGCAGCCAGAAGUGUGA
Myxocyprinus asiaticus (Chinese sucker) is the source of this 966-nucleotide messenger RNA. RefSeq names its product Rh family, C glycoprotein, like 1 (gene rhcgl1). The record is from RefSeq and is a predicted model, not a curated record. Gene Ontology annotation, biological process: ammonium homeostasis; ammonium transmembrane transport. Gene Ontology annotation, molecular function: ammonium channel activity. Gene Ontology annotation, cellular component: plasma membrane. Lineage: Eukaryota; Metazoa; Chordata; Actinopteri; Cypriniformes; Catostomidae.